AUGGCUCCAUCACUCGAAGAACUUUCAAAUGCUCAACCGAUCACUCAAAAGAUGGUUGAUUUUAUCAAUGAAUCCAAAUCACCUUAUCAUGCCGUCGGAUCAAUUAAAAAAAGAUUGUUAGAUAGUGGAUAUGAACAACUCUUUGAAAGAGAAGCAAAUUGGGAGCAAAAAAUUAAGCCUUGUGGAAAGUAUUUCUUCACCAGAAAUCACUCAACAAUUGUUGCAUUUGCUGUUGGUGGAAAAUUUGCUGCUGGAACAUCAGGAUUGAAAAUUAUUGGAGCCCACACUGACAGUCCUCAUCUUGUCAUUAAACCAAUUUCAUCACAAAAGAGUUCUGGUUAUCUUCAAGUUGGUGUACAAACUUAUGGUGGAGGUUUGUGGUAUACUUGGUUCGAUAGAGAUUUGACAGUUGCUGGUAGAGUUAUUCUUUCUGAUGGACAAGGAAAAUUCAAGCAACAUCUUGUCGAAGUUAAGAGACCAAUUCUUCGUAUUCCUUCUUUAGCUAUUCACUUACAAAGAGAAGUUUCAACUGAUGGUUUCAAACCUAAUACUGAACUCCAUUUACUUCCAAUUAUUGGUACUGAAUUGGGAGAAUUGAGUGAUGAUCCAAAUACUAAGGGAUUUAUUGCUAACCAUCACUCUGUUUUAUUGAAAGCUAUUGCUGAAGAAUUGAAAUGUAAUGUUGCUGAUAUUCGUGAUUUUGACAUGUCAAUUGCUGAUGUUCAACCUGGUGUUAUUGGAGGUGUAAAUAAUGAAUUU
This is a messenger RNA of Naegleria gruberi, 759 nucleotides long. RefSeq lists its product as uncharacterized. The annotation marks the transcript as partial. The record is from RefSeq and is a predicted model, not a curated record. NCBI's taxonomy places the organism in Eukaryota, Heterolobosea, Eutetramitea, Acrasida, Naegleriidae. Gene Ontology annotation, molecular function: aminopeptidase activity; zinc ion binding. Gene Ontology annotation, biological process: proteolysis. The transcript is spliced from 3 exons.